Molecule: messenger RNA, 944 nt
Organism: Galleria mellonella (greater wax moth)
Lineage: Eukaryota; Metazoa; Arthropoda; Insecta; Lepidoptera; Pyralidae
Exons: 2
Coding region: 358-894 (178 amino acids)
Source: RefSeq, a predicted model, not a curated record
GUGAUUACCGCUGCCCAUGAUUUGGUAGUGAUGAUCUAAUUUAUUGGUUUUUCUUCUGAAAUCCACGCAUAUGAAGAAGUGGGCGAAAAGUUAGUAAUUAAUAUUAUACUACUACUAGAUGGUACCGAUUAAAAACUUUUUAAAAAUUGAAACUACUGGCCGAAGUAUUUUAAUCUACUAUGUGAAAAUUAGUCUGAUGUAGAUGUACUGUCAAUCACAUAAAUUUUUAUCAUCAAAACGAAAAUAAUUAAGUUGUAAUUUAUUAGAUAUAUCAAAAUGUAAUGUUAAUCUUUACCUAAAAACGAGAGUGCCUUCUCAAUAAGUAAAAAAAAAGUCAAAUGAAAAAAAAAAUUAAAAAUGGAAUAUCACGGUAGAAGAAAUCGACGUGGAAGAAGAUACUCUCGUGUAAAUCCUACAGCGCCAUUUAACGCUAUCAUCUCACCACAAACUUCGAAGCCGUGGUCAUUCCUAAGUGGGCUAUAUAGUUUAUUCGUAAUGACUUGUCUGAUUGCAAUAAUUUAUUUGAUGCUGGAAUACCACUGUAGCAUUUGUAAUAAGAAAUAUAAUUUUAAUCAUAUCCAUAUGAGUAUUGACGACAUAUCGAAAAACUUAACACAAAUGAAGAAUAAUUAUUACGAUCUAGAAACAAAAAUAUCCAAGUUCUCACAAGAUUUACCGAAGAUUGAAGGACAAAUAGAAAUUUUAGAAGCAUUAGCUAAUACUAUAGAGACUAGUAAUUUAGUUUGGGACCCUAAAAUGCAGUUCGCUUUACCCAAAAUUGAUAUAACUCGUUACGUAGUACCCUCUGCAGAAGUAGUCAAAAAUAUUAGUAAGAUUACUGAAAAAGAAUAUAAAUAUCCCAAAAAAGAAUGUAAAGUUUCAAAUAAAGAUUAACUAGGCAAAUCAAAUAAUUUUGUAACUGAUGGAAAUUGUUGUUUUGGUAC